Molecule: messenger RNA, 534 nt
Organism: Gongylonema pulchrum
Lineage: Eukaryota; Metazoa; Nematoda; Chromadorea; Rhabditida; Gongylonematidae
Source: the annotation of a GenBank genome assembly
GCUCAUUUGAAACCGUUGCGACCUUCAGAGGAUCCAUCGCCGACUGGCAGUGACAAUUUGCAAUCAACGCCAACGAAAGGACGUUUUAUUUGGUUAGAAGAGCACUUUACAACACGACAUGCUGGUAAAGCUCAGCCAUACAUGUGCCUAAUUGAGGGUUGUACGUUACGAUUCACACUGAAGCGUGCGCUGGAGGAACACCUGAGAACGGGACAUGAAAAAGCAAAAGCCGCUGAAAGCGAUUUCAUGGAUCGUUCUGUGGAUGAGUGGAUUGUGAUGCGCUUGAGGCAGUACGAAAGGACGAAUAAUCCCAGUUUUGUGGUGCGUGAACCGGCAACUCCUCGUAUUAGUGGUGCAGCGCAUCGUAAAAGACGUCGAAUACUAACGUUUGCCAUCGAAUCCGAUCAUAUCGCUCCAGAAAUCGUUUCGGAAAGUAUGGAUUUGGCGGAUACGAAAGCACAUUGUACAGGUGUUUUUAUUGGUAGCGAAGAAUGCAGGAUAUCUAACGGAACAGCAGGUCCGAUUGUUAAAUGA